Camelina sativa (false flax) is the source of this 1205-nucleotide messenger RNA. RefSeq lists its product as uncharacterized. NCBI's taxonomy places the organism in Eukaryota, Viridiplantae, Streptophyta, Magnoliopsida, Brassicales, Brassicaceae. The record is from RefSeq and is a predicted model, not a curated record.
GGUAAAUAAAUUUCCCUUACUUAGGAUUAAUUGUACAGUUUGUGAUACAAAAUAAUUCAAAUCAAAAUUAGGGUUUACUUAAUACCUAUUCCUUUCGGGAUCUACCGGUUUGUGUUAAUUAUUUUGGUCCAAACAAAUAUAUUGUAAUUUAGGAUAUAGUUUUUUACUUUCAAGAAUUAUUAAAAAAAAAAAAAAAAAAAUCUUUGCGUAUUUAUCUAUUUACACACAACUGCUUUUUGAACAGAAGUGAUGUAAUGUAAAAGAAGUUUCCUUUUUACUUUUUUCCAUAUCCGAGUUAAAAUUUUCCAAUUUUUUUCAAGGUUUUCCUUUUCCUUAUGCGAGAUGUAUCAAUCUAGUCUCUUUAUAUAACUUAAGAGUUUCAAAAGCCAGAUUAAAAGUUUCAUAAUCUCCCUGACUCUCAAUUUGAUAUUGUCUCUCUCUCGUAAUCCCUUCUUAGAUUUCAUAUUUGGUUUCACACGAAAACGAAACAUGGCGAUAGAGAAACAACAAGAGAUUAACGAGUCGCAGAUCGGACUCACCUUGUUCUCCAAGCAACGUCGUAAUAAGACCGACAACGAUAAACUCUGCUUCGUCGAUUCUCCGACAUUCAACUCCUCGAGAUCGCUUCCUUCUACUGAUGCAAUCAUCAUCAUCGAUGACGAUGACGAUGAGGAUGUAACCCUAGAGCCGAAGAAGAAGAAGCGGAGAUUAGGGUCUUGGUGGGAGAACGUCGAAGCAUUCGACGAAUUAAUGUGCGUGGUCAAGGGGGCACCGAAAGCGAAGGAAGACAAUGAUGUUGCAUCAAGAGCGGAUUCGUGUUCUUCUACUACUGAUCUUAGCGAGACGAAGACGGAGAAGAAGAACGACGAUGAGAUAUCACUUCCGAAGAAGAAGAAGAACGACGAAAGCGUCGGUGAGAUCAGUACUACUACGAGGAAUAAGAAGGAUUAUGAACACGUGACCCUUGAGGAUUUAGAAGUUUCGAUGGAAGAUCUCAAGAGUAUCCCAUGGGAAUCGUUUGAUACGACAUGGGAGAUUAGGUCGGAUCCAUGGCUUAGUGGCUACACGGAAGACUUUGUCUCUCUUUAAUUCAAUUUACUUUUCCACUUUAAUUGCUUCCUUUUGGUCUUUCGUUUGUUUUUCAUUCUGCGUUUUAGUUUCGUAAAUCGAAAAUUCUUGACAAAAGACAAACUUUUUUUUUCUAA